Trichosurus vulpecula (common brushtail) is the source of this 1615-nucleotide messenger RNA. RefSeq names its product hes family bHLH transcription factor 1 (gene HES1). The transcript has 4 exons. Gene Ontology annotation, molecular function: DNA-binding transcription factor activity, RNA polymerase II-specific; protein dimerization activity; N-box binding. Gene Ontology annotation, biological process: Notch signaling pathway; regulation of transcription by RNA polymerase II; negative regulation of neuron differentiation. Lineage: Eukaryota; Metazoa; Chordata; Mammalia; Diprotodontia; Phalangeridae. Gene Ontology annotation, cellular component: nucleus. The coding region runs from base 292 to 1155 and encodes 287 amino acids. The record is from RefSeq and is a predicted model, not a curated record.
GGAAGAUCACCCAGGACACGGAGCUGGUGCCGAUAACAGUGGAAUCCCCUAGCGCUCUCUCCCUCUCCUUGGUCCUGGAAUACGCCACCGACCUAAAAAAAAGUAGCAAGCAGACAGCACCCGUCCUCAGCGCUUGGGAGAAGAGCCUAGAUUGUUUGGCUGUCGGAAAGACGCGGUGCAAAGUUUCCUAUGAAAGGGACAUAAGCAGCCCAAAACACCACCCCGUUUUUCCGGAAGAUCUCUAAAAAUAUCGCUCUCGAGGGACCUUUGAUUUUUCCCGAGAAACAGAAAAUGCCAGCUGAUAUAAUGGAGAAAAAUUCCUCCUCCCCCGUAGCUGCCACCCCAGCCAAUGUCAAUACAACGCCUGAUAAGCCAAAGACUGCCUCCGAACACAGGAAGUCAUCCAAACCAAUCAUGGAGAAAAGGAGACGCGCACGAAUAAAUGAAAGCUUGAGCCAGCUGAAAACGCUCAUCUUGGAUGCCCUUAAAAAAGACAGCUCCAGGCACUCCAAGCUGGAGAAGGCAGACAUCCUGGAGAUGACAGUGAAACACCUCCGGACCCUGCAGCGAGCCCAGAUGACUGCGGCUCUCAGCACCGACCCCACGGUCCUGGGCAAGUACCGCGCGGGAUUCAGCGAGUGCAUGAACGAGGUGACCCGCUUUCUGUCGACGUGCGAGGGGGUGAACACGGACGUCCGCACGCGCCUGCUGGGCCACCUGGCCAACUGUAUGAGCCAGAUUCACGCCCUGAACUACCCGCCGCCGCCGCCGCACCCCGCGCUGCCGCCCCCCGCUCCCGGCGGCCCGCACGGCCCCCCCUUCGGGCAGCCUUUGGUGGCGCUCCCCGGGGCCGCCGCGCCCCCCGGGAGCGGGGGCGGGGGCGCCGCGAGUGCGGGCAGCGGGAACGGCGUGCCGUGCAAACUAGGGGCCAGCGCUGCCGCAGCGGCCGCCGCCGACGGGGCUAAGGUGUUCGGCGGCUUCCAGGUGGUGCCGGCCCCCGACGGCCAGUUCGCCUUCCUCAUCCCCAACGCGGCCUUCGCGCACAGCGGGCCGGUGAUCCCCGUGUACACUCACGCGGGCGGGGGCGCCGCUGGUGCCGUGUCCCCGUCCAGCGGGCCCUCGCUCACGGCCGACUCAGUGUGGAGACCCUGGUGAAUCAGAACGGGGAGAAACCCGCCCGGGCCAAAAGCCACACACACACGAAACCAACCGGGGCCCCGGUUCUCCCCGCUCCCAGCCCACCGCACCCAACCCCAGACACACCCUCUGCAGGGCCUGGACCUUUGGGAGAGGGACAGCCAGACAGCCAGACAGACGGCCGAGCUAGUGAGAUGGUCCCCUGUGACCUGGGGCUUGUUUUCUAAGCAGUUCUGACAAGUUAACCUUUUUGUAGAGCGUUGGAUCGAGUGACUGGCCAUGCCCUAUAUUUGUAUAUAUUUUACAUGUUCAUAUUGGAUGGUGCGCCUUUGUAUGAUACAAGUUCAGGUGACAUUUCGUUUUUUACACGAGAUCCCUUUUUUAUGUGAUGCCAAAGAUGUCUGAAAAUGCUCUGACAAAUGGGCUUCCUUGGGGGAAGUUUUAUUUGCGAAAGGAGAAUAAAACAAACAGGACCAGA